CUUCCAGUCUCAUCACUUCUGACGUCUGACAGCAGCUUGGUACCUGACAGGAAAUUACCUUCUACCCUAAAGGAUCUAAACCAGGAAGCAAACAACAGACAGAGAUGGGAAAGCUCCUUUUUGCCGUUGUUGUGGCCAUUUCUUCCUUUGCUUUAGUGGAGUCAUUGAUCUGCAACAAAUGCUCCGUUAGCGUGUUUGGCAUCUGCUUGAACGCCAAUAAUGUGACCUGUGGCACCAACGAAACCGUCUGCUACACUGGAAAAGCAAGUUUUCCUACCAUCACAAGCUUUGGUGGCUUCAGCAACCAGGGUUGCAGUGUAAACGAUGAUACCUGUAACAAAACCACGUCGGCAACUCUGCUGGGCGUCACCUACAACACCACGAUCGCCUGCUGCAGUUCGGACCGGUGCAACCCCGUCACGCUGAGCGGCGCCCCGACCACCAAGAUGUCAGCCGCCAUCACCGGAGCAGUCCUGGUCUCUGUCCUGGGAAGCAUGUUGUAAUCAGAUUACAACUUGCUAUUAGCUACAUGUAGCUUCUCAAGCUAAGCCCCUAUCAAAUGUAAAUCUACAAGCAAUAAACCGACUGAUUCAUAAGUUCAGUCUAUGUUCUCGUCAGAUCAAGGAAGUUGAUCAAUGGGAUCAUUGAGAUUGUAAAUUUUUAAUGAUGCCGGAUUGUUAUGUUUAAUCAAAACGUACUUAUUUUUCUAUUCUAUCUAAUAAAGUAAAUCUCUACAUAAAUACUUAAA
Molecule: messenger RNA, 748 nt
Organism: Xiphophorus maculatus (southern platyfish)
Lineage: Eukaryota; Metazoa; Chordata; Actinopteri; Cyprinodontiformes; Poeciliidae
Product: sperm acrosome membrane-associated protein 4-like
Exons: 3
Coding region: 105-503 (132 amino acids)
Source: RefSeq, a predicted model, not a curated record